This is a messenger RNA of Rhododendron vialii, 3577 nucleotides long. Its product is annotated as pullulanase 1, chloroplastic. Gene Ontology annotation, biological process: carbohydrate metabolic process. The transcript is spliced from 28 exons. Gene Ontology annotation, molecular function: pullulanase activity. The record is from RefSeq and is a predicted model, not a curated record. Bases 110 to 3031 code for a protein of 973 amino acids. NCBI's taxonomy places the organism in Eukaryota, Viridiplantae, Streptophyta, Magnoliopsida, Ericales, Ericaceae.
AGGCAAGCCUAUUGCGUACCAAAAGCAAGCACUGAAGCAGACAGAAAGUAGAAUCAGAGAGAGAGAGAGAGAGUGGUGAUUCUGCGUUCACAUAGAUGAUAAAUGAUAGAUGAUGUCUCGCUUACUACUAUCAUCCGCUCCACUUUCUGCUAUCGCCACUCCCUCCGAGUCCACCCGGCUUCUUUUCCCAACUCACCUCCGUAACAAGAGCAAUAAGAAGACGAGUUCUCUGACUCGGGAGGAACAAUUCGGUUUCAACCCUGCUUUUCGGCUCAGAACCUUCCAUAGACGCUCCCCUCACGGCUGCUUAUCCACGUCUGUCGUGGGGCCCACUUCUUCUUCUUCUUCUUCUUCCGAGAUGCAGGAUAGCUUGCUGUACUCCAGAGCAUACUGGGUCAGUAGAUCACAAAUUGCGUGGAAUGUAGAUGCUGAAAACAGUUCCUGUUAUUUGUACGCUAGUAAAACUGCUUGUUUGUCUGUCACAAAUGAUGGAAUUCAAGUUUCUAUGCAAGCAGGCUACGAUGUGAGAAUCAAGCUUGAAGUAGACAACACUUGGCUCUCAGAAAAUGUCAUUGAAAAAUUUCCUCAUAUACGAGAUUAUAGACCGUUCAAGGUCCCGUCGACUUUGGAUGUUAAAAGUCUACUCAAAUCCCAGUUGGCUGUGGCCAUAUACAGUUCCGAUGGGAAAUGGAGCACCGCUACCGGUUUGCAGUUGCCAGGUGUCCUUGACGAAAUAUUCUCAUAUAAUGGACCCCUUGGUGCAGUGUUUUCAGAAGAAGCAGUCUCACUUUACCUGUGGGCUCCCACUGCUCGAGUUGUGCGUGCUUGCAUUUACGAAGAUCCAUUAGGUAGGGAUCCUGUUGAAAUUGUCACACUAAAGGAGUCCAAUGGUGUCUGGUGUGCCAUCGGUCCAAGAAGUUGGGAAGGCUGUUACUAUGUGUAUGAAGUCUCUGUUUACCAUUCUAGCACGUUACGGUUUGAAAAAUGCAUUGCCAAUGAUCCAUAUGCUAGAGGGCUUUCAUCUGAUGGAAGGAGGACAUUGUUUGUUGAUCUUGAUUCUGAUGCCUUAAAACCCAAAGGAUGGUGUAAUUUAGCAGAUGACAAACCAAUUCUCCAUUCUUUCUCUGACAUCAGUAUUUAUGAAUUGCAUAUCAGAGAUUUCAGUGUUAAUGAUCCUACUGUGGAUGCUGACUUUCGUGGCGGCUAUCUUGCUUUUACUUCUCAGAAUUCAGCAGGUGUAUGUCAUCUAAAGAAAUUAUCUAGUGCUGGAAUUACUCAUGUGCAUCUGCUGCCAAGCUUCAAUUUUGCUAGUGUUGCUGACGAGAAGGAUAAAUGGAAGCAUGUAGAUAACCAAAUGUUGGAAUCAUUACCACCUGAUUCAGAUGAACAGCAGGCUCUUAUCACAUCCGUUCAAAAUGAAGAUGGGUACAACUGGGGCUAUGAUCCUGUUUUAUGGGGAGUCCCUAAAGGAAGCUAUGCAAGUAAUCCAAAUGGUCCGUGCCGCACAAUUGAGUUCAGGAAGAUGGUGCAGGCACUUAACUGUAUUGGCCUUCGUGUUGUGUUGGACGUUGUCUAUAAUCAUUUGCAUGGAAGUGGUCCAUUUGAUGAGAACUCUGUUCUUGACAAGAUUGUUCCAGGUUACUACCUGAGACUGAACAGGAAUGGGUGUAUUGAGCAGAGCACAUGUGUAAAUAACACAGCCAGUGAGCAUUUUAUGGUUGAACGUUUGAUUCUUGAUGAUCUUUUAUGCUGGGUAGUUCAGUAUAAGGUUGAUGGGUUUCGAUUUGACCUUAUGGGUCAUAUAAUGAAACGUACCAUGGUUAAGGCAACAAAUGUGCUCAAUGGCCUAUCAAAGGAUACAAGUGGAGUCGAUGGCUCUAGUAUUUAUAUAUAUGGUGAAGGAUGGGAUUUUGGCGAAGUGGAAAAAAAUGGGCGUGGGGUAAAUGCCUCACAGUUCAACCUUUGUGGGACUGGAAUUGGGAGCUUCAAUGAUCGAAUCCGAGAUGCAUUGCUUGGUGGAUCUCCUUUUGGCCAUCCUCUUCAGCAAGGUUUUGUGACUGGUUUGCUUUUGCAGCCCAAUGAUCACAACCAUGGUUCUAAAGCAGAUCAAGAGCGUACGCUUGCUGCUUCAAAGGAUCACAUUCAGGUUGGGAUGGCUGCAAACCUGAGGGAUUUUGUGCUGACCAAUUGCGAUGGGCAAGAGGUCAAAGGAUCAGAAGUUUUUACUUAUGGUGGGUCGCCUGUUGCAUAUGCUCUUAGUCCAACUGAAACAGUUAAUUAUGUUUCUGCUCAUGACAACGAGACCUUGUUUGACAUUGUGACUUUGAAGACUCCAAUAGAAAUGUCAAUAGAUGAGAGGUGCAGAUUAAAUCAUUUGGCAACAAGUGUAAUAGCACUUUCACAGGGAAUACCAUUUUUCCAUGCUGGUGAUGAGAUGCUGCGCUCGAAAUCACUGGACCGUGAUUCAUACAACUCUGGUGAUUGGUUUAACAGGUUGGACUUCAGCUACAAUUCUAACAAUUGGGGUGUAGGCCUUCCUCCAAGAGAAAAAAAUGAGAAGAACUGGCCCCUAAUUAAACCAAGAAUAGGCGAUCCGUCCUUCAAGCCUCAGAGUACUCACAUUCUUUCUGCUGUAGAGAAUUUUCUAAAUGUGUUACGAAUUAGGUACUCUUCACCUCUUUUCCGUUUGCGGACAGCAAAUGCCAUCCAGCAACGGGUACGAUUUCAUAACACUGGUCCCUCAUGGAUCCCCGGCGUUAUAGUGAUGAGCAUUGAGGAUGGUCAUGAAGGUGUCCCUGGUUUAUCUCAACUGGAUCCCAUCUACUCAUACAUUGUUGUUAUGCUCAAUGUCCGUCCAACUGCUGUCUCAUUUACCAUCCCUACAGCACGGACAAGAACUUUUGAAUUGCACCCUGUACAGGUGGUGUCAACUGAUGAAAUCGUGAGGAACUCUACAUAUGAAGCACUGACUGGGUGCUUUACAGUUCCCCCAAGAACAACUUCUGUGUUUGUUGAGCCUAGAAACACCUGAGUUCUGUGUGCUGUCAAAUACGCUGGUUACAUUUUCUUUCUAUAACUCAGGUGGACUCGUCACUGUUGCUGGGGUUGACUGAAAAAACCUCAGCGCGACGAAUAGUGCAAAGUGCGAUAGAAAAUCUCCUCGUAAAUAUAGGGGAGCAGCAAUCAAGGUACUAGCCUUUACAUUUUGAAGAGCAUUAUUGGAGAUCAGAUGUUGCCUAGCAAUGGAUAUUUCUUCUUUCAAGAGGAGCUUCAUGAAAGGAUCAUCUGUUUUGUUGCCUGGUGUGUACUGUGUACCCGUCUGUAUUUCCAUGCAUAAAAAAAGAGGAGAGCUUAUUUCAAGACAAAAUUACUCCUCCUUUGCCAUGUGUGUAAAGCAUGACCAGUUUCUUUUCUUCUUCUUUUUUCCCUUGACCAGUUUUUUAUUAAGAUGAGGAUUGAGAAGGAUGUGAACUGUAAAAUAAGAGUGAGAUACAGGAGAUGGAAGAGUGCAUCAUGAUCUCGUGAUGGCACAGUUGCAAUUAAGUUAAAAGAAAACAUCAUAGGAUUGCUAUAAAAA